AGCAUUACAUGCCAGCAAAAAGUGAAGCAGCACUUGAGGUCCAGUCUCGGCGGAGGUUCCAAGGUGGUGUAUUUCCUCCUCACAAACACUUCAAAGCUACACAGGAUAUUCGCCAUCACGUCUACAAGCUAUUGAAGACAUAUUGAUAGAGCGUUGGCACUUUCAUGAUGUGUGUCGCGGGUCCCGCCGCUGAUUGGAUGUUGUACUUGCGUUCAUUAUACGCAGAAAAACCUUACUCAUCAUCGACCAUAUGAACGUAGCUAUCCGUCGCUGUUCGCAGAUGCUGCGUUCUCCUACAUAAAUGGCUCCUUAAUCCUCAUUGCCCCGUAGGCUAGGCUCCCAACGUAGAACGCAUCGCAAAUGGCAACCUUCUCCUCAAUAUCCGUCUCUCUUGGAGGUCUCAUCGAAAGCUAUGGGAUUGGUUGCGUUCUAUAUGGGGUGGCCGUUGCGCAGGCGUAUGUGUACUUUAGCAACCCUGACCGUAAGAAUGAUGCCAAAUGGGUGCAAGGGAUGGCUUGCUUUGUGGUGAUUCUGGAGACGGUUCAUACCGGAUUCUUUCUACGUCAGCUUUACUUCUACACAGUGCUCUCCAUGGAUAACCCCUUCAAUCUAACCAGAGUUGAUUGGAGUGUUCCUACUUGUUUAGUCCUGGAAAACGGUAUAGAGAUCAUCGUAGAACUCUUCUAUAUUCAUAGGAUGUGGAUAUUCACCAGGAACGUAUUCAUGACCUUCACGACGCUUGUUCUUCUCCUUGCUCGACACGGGGUCUUCAUGUAUAUCGUGACUAUGAGUGUCAAUGCCUCUUGGUCGGACGCUCAAAGCCCGAUUUUGAAAGCCCUUGUCGUAGCUUCGAUAUCCCUGACAAUCGGUUUGGAGGCUGUCUUGACCGCGGUCAUGGUGUUCUACCUGUAUCGAAGGAGGACAUCCCAUCCAGGGACGCGAGGCAUCAUUACCUGGUUGAUCACGUACUAUGUCAAUACCGGAGCUAUAUUGACGACGUUGUCCAUCUUUAAUCUGGUUAUCCAUCUCGUAUCACCCACAAGUCUCCUAUACGUUGGACUCUUCAACGUCCUCGCAAAGUUGACAGCGAACGUCUUCUUUGGAGCGAUAAACGCAAGGCAUAAGCAUGGAACCUUUUGGAAUGAGUGGCAUUCGAGUUCGGAUCGUUACAGAAACAGCUCGAAUUACUGACCCAGCCAUGCCGCUCAGAUACUCCUCUAGCACCUUCGCCAAGUCGAGUGUUGACAUUGCCCAACCUAGCGCCGCUGUCCUUUCUUCGGAUAUUUAACUUUCAUUUCGUGC
Molecule: messenger RNA, 1302 nt
Organism: Somion occarium
Lineage: Eukaryota; Fungi; Basidiomycota; Agaricomycetes; Polyporales; Cerrenaceae
Source: the annotation of a GenBank genome assembly